Molecule: messenger RNA, 1483 nt
Organism: Perognathus longimembris pacificus (Pacific pocket mouse)
Lineage: Eukaryota; Metazoa; Chordata; Mammalia; Rodentia; Heteromyidae
Product: zinc finger protein 639-like
Biological process (GO): regulation of transcription by RNA polymerase II
Cellular component (GO): nucleus
Molecular function (GO): RNA polymerase II transcription regulatory region sequence-specific DNA binding; DNA-binding transcription factor activity, RNA polymerase II-specific
Source: RefSeq, a predicted model, not a curated record
CAUUUUAUUACCAUCUGUGGAACUUUUUUGUAAUUCAUUUUUCCUCACUGAAGUAUUAAGAAUUAUACCAGGUUGAAAAGAUAUGAAUGAGUAUCCUAAAAAAAGAAAAAGGAAGACUUUACACCCUUCUCCUUAUUCAGAUUCCUCUGGAGUAAGCAGAGUUGCAGAUGGAUUCAAUGGAAUUUUUUCUGAUCAUUGUUAUAGCAUCUGCUCCAUGAGACAGCCAGACUUAAAAUAUUUUGACAACAAAGAUGACGAUUCACAUACUGAGACAUCAAAUGACUUGCCAAUAUUUGCAGAUGGAAUCAAGGCCAGAAACAGAUUUCAGAACUACCUGGUUCCUGGUCCUAUGCUUAGAAUCCUAGACCACACAGCCUUUCCUGCAGAAAAAUCUGAUAUAGAAAUUUGUGAUGAAGAAUGUGACUCACCUGAAUCAUUCCACCAGCAAACCCAAGAGGAGAGUCCUGUUGUAGAAGUUCACUCUGCAGAAGAGGUUCCUGUUGCUGUAGAAGUGCAUGCAAUAUCUGAGGAUUAUGACAUAGAGACAGAAAACAAUUCCUCUGAAAGCCUCCCAGAUCAAAUUGAUGAAGAACCACCGGCAAAACUCUGUAAAGUUAUUGACAAAAGCCAGGCUUUGAAUGUGACUGCCCAGCAGAAAUGGCCUUUAAUAAGAGCUAAUAGCAGUGGUCUCUAUAAAUGUGAACUUUGUGAUUUCAACAGUAAAUAUUUUUCUGAUUUAAAACAGCAUCUGAUCCUGAAGCAUAAACGUACUGAUUCAAAUGUAUGUCGAAUAUGCAAGGAAAGUUUCUCUAUGAACAUACUUCUGAUCAAGUAUGCCAAACGACACGAGGAUCCCUAUAUUUGUAAAUACUGUGACUAUAAGACGGUGAUUUUUGAGAACCUCAGCCAGCACAUUGCAGACAUCUACUUUAGUGAUCACCUGUACUGGUGUGAGCAGUGUGACGUGCAGUUCUCCUCAAGCAGUGAGCUCUACAUGCACUUCCAGGAACACGGCUGUGAUGAACAGUACUUGUGUCAGUUCUGUGAACAUGAAACUAAUGAUCCAGAAGACUUGCAUAGCCAUAUGUUAAAUGAGCAUGCAUGUAAAUUAAUAGAACUAAGUGAUACGUGUAACAGUGGAGAACAUGGACAGUACAGCCUUUUAAGCAAAAUUACCUUUGACAAAUGUAAAAACUUCUUUGUAUGUCAAAUGUGUGGUUUUCGGAGUAGACUUCACACAAAUGUUAACUGGCAUGUUGCUAUUGAGCAUACUAAAAUAUAUCCUCAUGUUUGUGAUGACUGUGGCAAAGGAUUUUCAAGUAUGCUAGAAUACUGCAAGCAUUUAAAUUCACAUUUAUCUGAAGGGAUUUAUUUAUGUCAAUAUUUUGAAUAUUCAACAGGAAAAAUUGAAGAUCUUAAAAUUCAUCUAGAUUUCAAGCAUCCUCAUGGGAGUCUGGUGAUACAACUUUGCUCCCCUUUCUAG